AUGUACGGGCCACCGCACGCCUCCAUGAAUAACCCCACCGCCGACCACCGCGUCCACCCCCAGGGUACAACUCACAUCGACGAAGACGGCGAUGAGGACGACGUCGUCCAGUGCUCUAAUGGGGACGAUUCCGUGGAAAACCCUCCAUCCCAGAUCGGGUACGACCCGGCGAACAACUCCCACUCGCCGCACGCGCUGUCCAUCAUAGAGGCGCCAGUGGAGGCGAGUGGGCCCCACGGUCUUUACAACCCGGACAUGGAUCCGGCGCCGCCUCCGCCAGCCGCCGGGGAGGGUGGGGCCGACCAGCUCUCCCUGUCGUUUCAGGGGGAAGUUUAUGUUUUCGACUCGGUUACCCCCGAAAAGGUCCAGGCAGUUUUGUUAUUAUUGGGCGGGUAUGAAGUACCCACCGGUAUCCCUACUCCCGGGAUGACUCCUCAAAACCCUAGGAAUUUGGGUGAUUUUCCUGCAAAGUCAAGCCACCCACAGCGUGCUGCCUCUUUGAACCGGUUUAGAGAAAAGAGGAAAGAGAGAUGUUUCGAGAAAAAGAUUCGGUAUAACGUUCGCAAGGAAGUUGCUCUGAGAAUGCAGCGUAAGAAAGGGCAGUUCACAUCAUCCAAGUCAGUUGGUGACGAAACAGGUUCAUCGGCUGACUGGAAUGGAACUUCGGGCUCAGAAGAGCAGGAGACCUUGUGCCGGCAUUGUGGGACUAGCUCGAAAUCCACUCCUAUGAUGCGACGCGGGCCAGAUGGCCCACGAACUCUGUGCAAUGCAUGUGGUCUCAAAUGGUCCAACAAGGGACUCCUGAGAACCCUUCCGAAAGUUCCCAUCAUUGGCGUGCAACAACAUGCUAUGAAGCUUGAGAGUGAAGCAAACGGAAUAGAUACAGUCUUGCCACCAGCCAACAUGAUAACAUCUUCCAGUGGCGACAACUGA
Molecule: messenger RNA, 933 nt
Organism: Striga hermonthica
Lineage: Eukaryota; Viridiplantae; Streptophyta; Magnoliopsida; Lamiales; Orobanchaceae
Source: the annotation of a GenBank genome assembly